Messenger RNA from Drosophila yakuba, 8651 nucleotides. RefSeq lists its product as uncharacterized. Bases 1046 to 6457 code for a protein of 1803 amino acids. The transcript is spliced from 20 exons. Gene Ontology annotation, molecular function: protein binding; GTPase activator activity. The record is from RefSeq and is a predicted model, not a curated record. NCBI's taxonomy places the organism in Eukaryota, Metazoa, Arthropoda, Insecta, Diptera, Drosophilidae. Gene Ontology annotation, cellular component: cytoplasm. Gene Ontology annotation, biological process: activation of GTPase activity; regulation of small GTPase mediated signal transduction.
CAGAUGCUGUUCAACAUCCAAGCCAAACGGUUGUGUGCCUCGCAACAGCAACAGCAACAGCGACAGCAACAGGAGCAACUGAAGCAACUGAAGCAACAGCACGGCAGCAACAGCAAACGUUUUACAGUUGAACCAUUCAACAAGAGAGAAAGAAGAAGCAACUGGGAAACGUGCAACAAGUCACAGGACAAUAUCAUUUUUUUUCAAAGUGCCAAAAAAAAAAAAGUAUACAUAUGAAGUGUGUUUUCUGUGUGUCGAGUUUACAAUAUACCAGAGUAUCAGAGUAUUUAUUUUUUUUGUGAAUUUGAAAGCAAUGCAAUAGUUAUCCGAGCACCCCCAUCGAAUCACUCAAAUUACCUGAUUACACUCACGGAAGUACAACAAACAAAUCAGGAUACCACAUACCUGAUCUACUCAUCAUACCUAUAAUGUAUAGCACAUUCUACCAUUGAGCCAUUCACUGAGGACCUGACUAGCAACAGACGCUUUAACAUUGAUCAAAAAAUCAAAGAAUCAAAGAUUAAAAUACUGAAAUACAAGAAUACAGAAAUACAGAAAUACAAAGGGAAAUAAACUCUGAUGCCAGGGUGAUUUUAAAUGCGAAAGCGGAGGGAAGAGAAAUCAUAAGCCAGCAAGGUAACCAAAACAGAGGAAUCAAAUCUCAAACGAGGCUGCAGACAGCAAAGAAGACAAAUUUACCAUUGUAUCUCUGUGUCUCUGUGUGUGUAGCAUACCCAUCAGUACCACCCCCUCUCCAAAAAUAUAUAUAUAUAUAACAAAAAAAGUAAAAAACCCCCAAAAGCAAAACCCCCUACAGAAAAAGAAACCCACGAAUACAAAAAUACAGACCCAAAAAAAAAAAAAAAAAUCACCGCACUUUCGGCUAGCCGAAAAGCCCGAAAUCAGUCGUAAAAGCUCGAAUCAUUAAUAAAGAGCGCAAGGAAGGAGGAUAAGGAGUGAAGGGCCGCAGGAGCGGCAGGAGCCGAAGGAUAACGCUCACAUUCGAGGAUCGGCGGGCGCUGCCACAGAAACCAGAACAUGCGCCAUGUCAAAACUGCGGCAUUACCGGUCCAUGGAUCAGCCGUGCAGCAGCACCUGCGUGGUCAUACGCAAAAAGACUAUGACAGCCAUUUGCUUUGUGUGCAACCUGCCCAUCAUGUCGCACCAAGUGGGUUUGGUGUGGCAGGGCGGCAACGGCUGGGACGAUCUUGUGCGGGAACAGCUGGAGGAGUCCACCAUACGACAGCGGUUGGGCGGACGGCGAGAUUCGGCGGCCCAGAUCACCACACCGCCGAGCACCUCACCGCCGCCGGGAUUGCAGCGUCGGCGGCGCAGCUCGCUGGCCCAGCUGACGGACAUCCUGCGCGAGUGGAGCGGCGGCACCAAGCAGCAGCAGCAGCAGCAACACCACUCGCAGCAGCAGCAGCAGCAACAGCUGCAGCAAGCCUCCCGCUCCAAGGCGCAGCUGAAUCGCCGCGAAACGCUGGCGGAUCUGGCACGCAGUCUGCCCUGGCGCACCUCCACCACCACCGAUGCGAGCACGGGUGCAGGUGGCUCAGGUGCUGGUUGCACCACCUACAUGGCGCCACGCAAGCGACGGGAAUCAUCCGCGGACUCCGGCAUACGGAGCAUGAGGUCGCGACGCGAUUCCAAUACCGCCGAGUUCGUGAGGCACUGGAAUCGCCGCGAAAGCGGUGCAGUUGAGGAGCAGCCCAGCGUAUCCGUGCCCGUGGUCGUCGAGUGCUCUAAAAGCGCCUCCCGGCGCGGAUCCGGUGAGAGCUACCUGUCCAGCAGUCGGCGCGAUAGCAAUGUGGCCGGUAGGGUGACCACGCCUCCGCCACCCGGCAAAUACCAGAUGGCCAAGAAGCGCGACUCACUGGCCGCGCCGGAGUUCCCAAAUUUCCGGCAGGAGCAGCGACCGUCCACCAGUUCCGCCGGCUCCUGUUCGGACCACUCCAUGCCCCUGAUAUCGACGCACUCGAGCACUCACCACCUGGCCCACCAGCAGGUGGACUCCGCGUGCCAAGCCCUGCCGCCGCCAACGAUCAUCACCAGCUCCGUAACGCCACCGGCAACCAGUCCAACGGCGCCGAAGGGACGCCGCGAUUCCCAGACGCAGUGCGGUCGCGUUAAUCGCCGGGAUUCCAAAGCGGGCGUAAGUCCGGAACGGGCGCCACGCCUCCAGCGGCUGCAACGCCAGGCGACCGCCUUCGAUGAGGGCUGCCUGCCGGGCGGCAGUAGGCGUGGCUCCCAGCCCGCACUCAGUCCCGAUCCGCCGGACGACUGCGAGAGGCGCACCUCGCGUCGGGAUUCCCUGUCACCGGACAGCGCUUCGCGUGGCGGUCGUCGUGAUUCGCGUACUCAUCUAUCGCCGGAUCGUUCCCACGAGCGGGAUGGCAGUCCCAGGCGGCACACACUGCGCCGGCAGAGCAGUUCGGCAGCGAGAUCACCCAGAUCGCCGGACUCCAAUAGCUGCUGCUCCUCCCGGGAUCCCAGUCCCUGCUCCAGGCCACAAACGCAGCCCACCGUCGAGCAGAAUCAGCGACCGGCCAUCCGGCGGCAGUCCACCACCGAGGAGAUUCUCAUUGCCCGGGGAUUCCGGCGACAGUCGACCACCGAGGAGAUGAUCCGCUGCAGGAACUUUCGACGCCAAAGCUCCCAGAGCGACGACGUCUGUCGCUAUCGUGGCAGACGCGACUCGUCGGCGCAGAUAAUCGACGGCACCAUCGGCACCAUGACCGUGGAGACAACCAGUACCUUCUUCGACUCCAGCACCCAGACAGAACCAUCGCCGCUCUAUGACAACAAUCACUAUCAUGAGGAGUGCCUGCGCUGCAAUUCGUGUGGUCUGAACUUGACUGGGCCCAACCAAAAGCGGGCCAGGAGAUUCAAGAACCAGAUCCUGUGCGACCUGCACUUCGCGGACGUGGCCCUAAUGGAGUGCUCCGAUUUCAUGCAGCAGCUGCGGAGCUUCAAGCCGCAAUCCUUGGGCUGCGCGGUGGCCAGGCGCAAAAGUUCCACGACGCUGAUAUUCCCGCUGCCACCGCAGGCUUGCUCAGAUGAGUUCUGCGAGGAGUAUCCGCACAAUCUGAUGCCCACGCCGGGCUACUGGAUCGAGUGCUCCCGCCAGAAGAUCACCAUGCCCACCCCGCACACCAUUUGGGAUGAGAGCGACUCGGAGCACGAGGACAUCCGGGCAGGAAGUGCUAGCGAUGCCUAUCUGGAGCGCGAGUGCAGCGAUCUCUACGAGGACGAUGAGGACUCCGAGGCCACGCCCAGUCCGCGCAAGAAGACAACCAUCGAGGAGCAGUGGGACCAGCAGGGCGCCUUCGAGCUGAUCUCCGUGGAGCAGGAGACGUACGAGAAGUACUUCUAUGGCACCGAGCACUGGAACUACUUCACCAGCGACGAGGACCUGGGCCCGGUCAUCCUCUCCAUCAAGCAGGAGACGCUCAACGGACGGGAUCAGUUCCGCAUCCUGGUGCGGGCUGGUUCCUACACGGUUCAUGGACUGAUACCGGCCUCCUGUGUGUUUGCAGAUAGAUAUAAUCGCGAGGAGGUAGUUAGAUCUUUAGGUAAAGAAGUUAAUUUAAAUCCACCUUUAACGUUAGGACAAUUGCCCGAUACGCCAGAGGAAUUAUUAAAAUUAGAUCAGGUUUUUAUAAAAUCAGAGUUAAAAGUUGGCGUCAUAUUUGUCAAAGAGGAUCAGUAUACCGAAGAGCAAAUUCUGGACAAUAAUGAAAAUUCACCGCUCUUCGACGAAUUCCUCACUCUGCUCGGCGAUCGAGUUCGACUGCGCGGUUUUGAUAAAUACAAAGGUGGCCUUGAUACGGUGCACGACCUGACAGGUCUCUUCUCCGUCUACACGAACUGGCGCAACAUCGAGAUCAUGUUCCAUGUGUCCACGCUGCUGCCGUACGAGAAGCACGAUCCGCAGAAGCUCCAGAGGAAGCGGCACAUUGGCAACGACAUCGUCUGUGUGGUCUUCCUGGAGGCGGAUAACACCCGCUUCAGUCCCGCCUGCAUCAAGAGCCACUUUCUGCACACCUUCAUCCUGGUUCGUGUUUCGGCCAGGAUUAAGCACAAGCCCACGCGAUACGAGGUCUCCGUGGUGACCCGCGACGAGGUGGGUGCCUACAAGCCCUAUUUGUGGGAGCAGUCCGUCUUCGAGAAGGGCCCAAUGUUCCGGGAAUGGCUGCUGACGAAGAUCGUGAAUGGAGAGAGAGCCUCCUAUUCGGCGCCGAAAUUCGCACGAAUGCAGGAGCGGACGCGUUCGCAGAUGCUCGAGGAUCUGGUGAUGAAUCUAUCGAAUCAUGCGGAAACUGGACAGAUACCGAAGCCAUAUAGACGCGGCAGUUGGCGACCGAUCGGUGAGGAUGAAUAUAUCAAAAUGUUGCAUGCCCGUGUCCUAGACAACAACACACACCACGAGCAGCAGCAGCAGCAACAGCAAUUGCUGCUGCAGCAGCAACACAUGCAGCACAUGCAACACAUGCCGCACAUGCAACACUUGCAACCGUCGCACAACAUUUGCUGCUAUUGCAACAGCAACAACAAUGCCACUGAGCUGCAAACAGCGGCAGCAACACACAACAACAAUAAUGACAACAACACCACCACCACAUCCACACACAGACACAACAACAACAACAACAAUUGUUACUCUGAGCAGCAGCAACAACAACUGCCACAACAGCAGCAACACGAAAGCCAACAGCCACAACAACACCAACUGCAACACCAACUGCAAUUGUCGACGUCGUCACUCACACACACGUCGUGCUGUGCCAUGUUGCACCUGUGUGCGAGGCAUAGUCACAUGCGACCGUCGUCGCCGCUGCUGGAUUCCGUUCGCGAUCAAUUCGAGGACUACGAUCAGUUGGCCAAGGACUUUACCCGCGUAUUCCUAAACGAAGAACCAUCGUGCCUGACCAACGCCCAUCUCUUCGAUGUCGUAUUCCUGGUGGGUCAGUCCAAGCAGAAGGCUCGUUUCAUUGGCGUUCGAGCGAUUCUCGGAGUGCGGAGUCGCGUCUUUCAGGAAAUGCUGUAUGGCAUUCAGACCGGCUUCGGAUCGCCGCAGAUUCCGGUCGCUGAGAUCUUCGCGCGACCAGCUCCAUCGCUGGUCUCCCCGCAGAACCAGAAGCCGAAGAGCAACAACUACCUGACCGUUCCCGAUUCGGAUUCGAUACGACCCAAGAGCGUGCCCUCGUCGCCGAUGGUGAAGAGGGCCUUCUCCCGGCUGGGUACCAUUACGGCAGGAUGGGGUCGGUCCAUACGGAACAAGAACACCAAUCAGCUGAAUCCGGAUGACAAGAAGAAGUGGAUAUCGUCGACAGAUUGUUCGAACAGGGACAGCAAGGACAAGGACAAGGACAAGCCGGGCAACAACCAGCUGGCCGUGCCACGCCUCUCCGUCUGCGCCGACGCCCAGAAGGUCGAUCGCGCCAAGCUGGCCCAAACGGAGUUCAACAUCAUCGAAUUCGAUCCGGACACAUUCCGGGUGCUGCUCGACUAUCUGCACACGGGCACCUGUCCGCUGACCUGCGUCUCCAUACCAGGACUUCUGUGUGCCGCGGAGCACUACGACCUGCCGGAGCUGCUGCAGGCGUGCUUCCACCACUGCAAGCAGUUCCUGCGCAUCGAGGUGGUCUGCCCGAUGCUCAUCUCGCUGGAGAACUACUACUGGCGCUACACAUCCGCCUCCGAGCUGGUCAACAUGAUCCUGUCGUUCGUGGAGAGCAAGGCGCACUCGCUGUUCAAGUGCCCCGAAUUCCUGCAUCUAUCCGAAUCGAUGGUGCAGAUGAUCAUGUGCCGGGAGCUGCAGACGCCAGAGAUACGAAAAUUUGAGGCAAUGCUGGCGUGGGCCCAACACAAGGUGGGCAAACUGAAAAAUCAUCCGAACAAGGACACACAAUUCGAGUUCGAAUGCAUUAUGGAGCGGCUGACGCGUGAUCUAAAUCUAUGCCGGAUCUCGCCCAGCGAACUGCUCACCGUCGUCCUGCCCUCCAAAUCGAUGAAGAACGAACGCAUCAUGGAGACGCUCAUGGUGCAGGUGAAUCUGGGCACAUACCGUAUGCCCGAGUUGGAUGCGUACCGUCAGCAGUUGCGCCAGCAGGAGUCCGCCGAGGCCACCGUCCAGAACCACCAGCACCACCAGCACCACCACCACCCGCCACCCAUCGAUGCACGUGCCUAUGCCAUGGCCUCCCUGGCCGCCGCCCUUGAGAUGCAGAAUACGUCGAAUCCCCACCAGCCGAACGCCGCCCGCGAUGCCGCCGACGAGGAGGUGGAGCUAUAUGCCAGUUUCGAUAAUGCGCCCAGCACCAGUCGCGUGGCCGCCCAAAUGCAGGCCGCCAAGGAGGCGCGCCGCAAGCGUUGGGCAGCCGAUGGGGCCAGCGGGAGCAGCGGGGACGGCGGUUGCGCCAGCGGCAGCAGCGGCAGCGGGCGGCGUUACUAAAUGCAUGGAUGCAUGUGUUCCCGUGUGACUGAAACUGGUUUGAAACUUCGUAGAAAUUCGCCAUUACCUAAAUGGAAAAUUCAAAAUUUGUACUAAAUUUUUGAUUCGUAACGAAAUAAGUUGCAAGAAAUUUUGGAAAAUAUGUAGUAAAUUGUAAACGAUUCGUAACGAAAUAAGUUGCAAGAAAUUUUGGAAAAUAUGUAGUAAAUUGUACAGAAUUUUGAGUGGCGAAUUUCUAAAAUUUUAGCAUAAUAAUAAUUUCAUUAUGAUUGUGGCGAGUGAUUCUGAUUCUGAUUUUGAGCAGUGUAUGUAAAAAUACCGAUUUUAUUUACAUAACAAAUAAACUCAGUUAAGUUCAAGGCAGUUCGCUUAGCUCAAAUUCUGUUUAAAGCCUAAUGCUUUAAUUCCAUUGAAUAGAAAUUGUUCAUAUAUAGUAUUAUUAAGUGUUUAAGAUGGCUUGAUCAAUCAUUUUUUACAAAUGCUCCGAAUUUCAAGAAUUUUUCGAUAAAUGGGGUAUAAUUUCUUAAAAAAAAGUUCCUUACAUUUGAUAAACAUAUUUUCUAGUUAGUAAUUCAAAGAGAAUAUUUCUAAACUCAAUGUUCAUAUCUAUACAUUUAGAUAGGCUAGUGAAUUUGGGGUAUGAUUGAAGCUUUUAAAUAUACUUUUCAUCACUUUGCGACCACGACUGUUGUGUGAGUGUGUGUGAGUGGCCUUGAGUGUGUGUGUGUGUGUGUGUGUGUCCGUCUAACUCAUCGCUCGAAAAGACGGCCGAAGCAUCGAACCAUCCAAAUCGAAACUGACAUUGUUAACUCUUACAUUCACCCCGGAAUGACAAGAGCCCCCAAUUUUUUUGGGGGAUACACUGAGAGAGAGAGCGGAGGGAGACGGCGGCCCAAACCCCACCCCCUCCCGCCACCCUCUACACAAAAGAUAACGGUGGAGGACCCAGGCAAAAGCAUAAGCAUUUUCUACAAGUAUUACCCAACAUAAUAUAUAUAUACGAGUAUGAGUAUAUAUAGUACGUGUACGUCGUGCAAGAUUGUCCUAGGAAGGUAUGUAGAACUAGUCAGUUAAGGAACCACUGUGGCAUUCGAUUUUUGAUACCCACACAAUCGAGAAUAAACAUAAAAAUAAAAACAAAAAAAAAUACAGCAUGGAAAAAUAUUAGCAAAACAAAAAAAAAAGGGAAAAAACAGAAAAGAAAAUAAAAACAAACGCUUACUGAUGUAAAACAAAGACUUAAAACUAAAGAAAAAACAAAAGGAAACCAAAUGAAUAAAAUAUAAAAGAAAUUUUUUUAAUCAAUGUUAUUGGACAAAUGUAAGCUGAACAAAAAAAUCCCUUAACCCCCACCCAUUCCCAUUGUAAACCAAUUUCCAUUAGCCUCGAUAAGAACGAGUUACCAGAAGAACUCAAUUUACGAUCUAAGAAUAUACAUAAUAUACAUACUAUAUGAUGUACUUAAAUGUUCAAGAGAAUUGCAAGCAUAAUCUAACUGUUUGAACGCUUUUCGUUUGGGUUUUUUGUAUUGUCUGUUAAUUUGUUACUAACAAAAGCCAAGAAAGAAUAUUAUAGAUAAGUCUACAUCUACAUCUACAUCUAACAGUCAACCAGUCAAGUUGGCUGCACAUCCUGUACAUUUAAUACCAUUUAAUACAGGUUAGUAUAGUUAAUGCUAAACUGAAAAAUCAACAACACUUGUGUUCAUGCAAGUGAAAACAGAGAGAGUCCAGAGAACCAGAAAACCGAUACAUAAGUGCAAUAUCUAAGUGUAUGUUUGUAUAACCAAUAAAAUAAUUGAUAACUGAUAACAAGCAGCCAAAGGGGAAUUACUUCCCACAGACUGGCAACUGAAGUCACAGAGAAUCCCAGAAAACCCCAGAAAACGCGAAGAUUACUUCAACUAAAGGCUAGAUAAUUGAAUUAAUGAAAAAAACCUAAUGUUACCAAUUAAAUAAUUUGUCAGCAGCAUAGACCUACUUGAGGAAAACUGGAAGAACCCUGCAGAUAAUAUAGCCAUCAAGUGAUCAAGUAUAAGCCCAUAGAAAAUCGUUUUCCACCUUCCCUUUGGAAAUCAGUUGACCCAAUUAAUGUAUAUGUAUCCUCCAAAACCCGAAUUUUGAAACCUCUAAUAGAGCAACACCAUUCGUUUCUGAAUCUGAAUAUAAUCCUACGCGAAUUCUUCAGUUGCUAA